AUGACUGAAGAACACUCUGUUUUCUUUAUUGCUGAUGCAAACUUCUUCAUUCAGGGCGGCGCUCAGGUUGACUGCCCCAAUGUAAUUUAUAUGACUGAAGAAGCAAUGCAAGAAGUCCGCGAUGCACGUGCCAAACAAAUUUUGCAAAAUUUCCAGCUUUCUCACGAAAUCAUUGUUAGACAACCAACAUCCGAAUCAGUUACAGCUGUUACACAAGCAGCUACAGACAGUGGAAACGCCGUACUCCUUUCAAAAACAGAUAUUGGUCUACUUGCUCUUGCUUUCGACUUCAUGCCAGAAGAGCAAGAAGAAAAGCCAAAGAAAGAAACACAAGAACCACAGUUUGAUGAAUGGAUUACAGCUGAAUCAUACGGUAAAAUCCAAGAUGAUGACGAUGUCAUUCUUUGCACAUCUGAUGCAACAAUGCAAUGCGUUGCUCAGAUUCUUGGCAUUACAGUUGUCUCAUCAACUGGUGCUCGUGUCGCUGAAGUUAAGAGAUGGUUAUUAAGAUGUUCCGCUUGCAAUACAGAAACAUUAGAUGCUACAAAAGAAUUCUGCCCAGAAUGUGGCCAACAUACCCUUAUCCGUUACGCUCUUGUCAUGAGAGAUGGCGUUGAGAAAGAAUUACCGCUUCCAAGAAGAUUUGAGCCAACAGCACGUGGCAAACGCUUCUCAAUUCCAAAGCACGUUGGUGGCAGACAUGGCAAGAAGGAUAUUAUUCUAUCAGAAGACGUUCUUAACGAGGAAAGAAGAAAAUUCAGAUGGUCGGGUGGAGCUAGAAAGACACCACAGGCUGAAGGAACAUUCUUCGAGCCAAGAGCUAUGCCACGCCAAGAACCACAGUAUGGCUACGGAAAUGUGAAUCCAAACCAGCCUCGCCACCUUCUUGGAAAGAAGAAGAAGAGCAACAGGAAGUAA
This is a messenger RNA of Trichomonas vaginalis G3, 918 nucleotides long. RefSeq names its product cleavage involved in rRNA processing. The transcript has a single exon. The coding region runs from base 1 to 918 and encodes 305 amino acids. Gene Ontology annotation, biological process: maturation of SSU-rRNA. Gene Ontology annotation, molecular function: RNA endonuclease activity. The record is from RefSeq and is a predicted model, not a curated record. Lineage: Eukaryota; Parabasalia; Trichomonadida; Trichomonadidae. Gene Ontology annotation, cellular component: preribosome, small subunit precursor.